This is a messenger RNA of Dama dama (fallow deer), 1362 nucleotides long. RefSeq names its product sulfotransferase family 1E member 1 (gene SULT1E1). NCBI's taxonomy places the organism in Eukaryota, Metazoa, Chordata, Mammalia, Artiodactyla, Cervidae. Gene Ontology annotation, biological process: sulfation. Bases 173 to 1060 code for a protein of 295 amino acids. Gene Ontology annotation, cellular component: cytoplasm. The transcript has 8 exons. The record is from RefSeq and is a predicted model, not a curated record. Gene Ontology annotation, molecular function: sulfotransferase activity.
UUUAAAAGCAUGAGCCCCUGACACUGCAAUCUGGUCUCACCUGUGGACGGGAAGCACUGUUUGGGACUCUUUCCUGAUUGGAACUCCAGAUUGCUAUUGACAAGGGACUUCCCAGCACCGUCUUUGACUCUUGAUAUUGAUCAGCCCAAUUUGGUGAUUGUACCACUCCACGAUGAGUUCUUCCAAACCCGCCUAUGCAGAUUACUUUGGCAGAAUUGGUGGAAUGCCAUUGUAUAAAAAAUUUAUUCAGUAUUGGCAUGAGGUGGAGAAAUUUGAGGCAAGACCAGAUGACCUUGUCAUUGUCACCUAUCCCAAAUCUGGUACAACGUGGAUUAGUGAAAUUGUAUGCAUGAUUUAUGCUGAUGGUGAUGUGGAAAAGUGCAAAAAAGAUGUCAUUUUUAAUCGAGUUCCUUACCUGGAAUGUAGAAAUGACCAGAUGAUGAAUGGAGUAAAACAAUUAAAAGGGAUGGCAUCUCCUAGAAUAGUGAAGUCUCACCUGCCUGCUGAGCUUCUUCCACUCUCGUUUUGGGAAAAGAACUGUAAGAUCAUCUAUCUUGCCCGGAAUGCCAAGGAUGUGGCUGUUUCUUAUUAUUUUUUCUUUUUAAUGGUGACUGCUAAUCCAGAUCCUGGUUCUUUUCAAGAUUUUGUGGAGAAAUUCAUGAAUGGAGAAGUUCCUUAUGGUUCCUGGUAUGAACACACAAAAUCUUGGUGGGAAAAGAGAGAGAAUCCACAAGUGCUAUUUCUUUUCUAUGAAGACAUGAAGGAGGAUAUCAGAAAAGAGGUGAUGAAAUUGAUCAAAUUUCUGGGAAAGGAGACAUCAGAUGAGAUUGUGGACAAGAUUCUAAAACACACUACAUUCCAGGAGAUGAAGAACAAUCCAUCUACCAAUUAUGAAACACUACCGGAUGAAAUCAUGAACCAUAAAAUAUCUCCCUUCAUGAGAAAAGGAAUUAUAGGAGACUGGAAGAAUCACUUUACCGUAGCCCUGAAUGAGAAAUUUGACAUGCACUAUGAGCAGCAAAUGAAGGGGUCUACACUGAAGUUCCGAACAGAAGCCUAGGAAGGGUUUUCUUAACAUCUGAGAUUAAAGUGUUCUUCCAUCCUUCCUCGCCUUCUUCCUUUUAAACUAGUAGAGAAUGAAUCAUACAAAAGAGCAUGAUCAGGUUCACAUGAUUACUGAGAUCUUAGUAUAAAAGAGCAAGAAAGAUUUUUUUUUCUGUGACAUUAUCUCUUUAAUAUUUUCUUUCCUUUUUUCUUUAUUAUAAAUAUUACACAAAGCUAUAACCUAUGAGAAUGAUGUAGGUACACACAAAUUGUUCAAGUUGUUAAGCCUCAAUAAAAAUAAUCAAACAUUCCAAAUUC